UCAAGCUCAACCUCCGGGAAACACAAUCCCCGACCCGAUUAGCCGGGCAUCCGACCAGCUAUUGGAAACCCGCUAGCACCGUGCAUCGUGCCUUCAUCAAUCGCCUUGUGCCUGACAUUCCACAUUCCACAUCGAGAUAUCGCGACGCGUCCCACUGCCUGCCAUAGGUGUACGGUACUCAGUGUAAGCGGUGCGGUGCGGUAGGUAUAAGACAUGUCUUCCCUUCCACCAAAUCCCACGGUACCAGCAGCAUAACACAAUGCUCCCGCACCUCCUCUCCCUCGCGAGCCUGUUGCUCGGCGCUAGUGCGACCUCUUGCAAAACCUCCCCCUCCGACGCCUCCUGGCCAACCACCGCACAAUGGUCCAGCCUCAACAGCACCGUCUCCGGCCGGCUCCUCUCGACCAUCCCAAUCGCCUCCGUCUGCCACCACGGGCCCCUGGGCUCCUACAACAGCACCGCCUGCGCCGCCCUCCAAGCCGCCUGGUCAUCAGCAUGGACCCACCAAUCCCACCCGUCAUCCAUCAUGUCCCCACUGUUCACCAACCGGACCUGCCUCCCAUCCACCCCGUCCACCGGCGCAGAGGGGGAGUGUACACUAGGCUACUACCCCGCCUACGUCCUCAACGUCAGUAGCGUAGCAGACGUGCAGGCCGGCGUGAACUUCGCGCGCGCCCACGACCUGCGCCUCGUCGUCAAAAACACUGGCCAUGACUUCUUCGGCAAGAGCACGGGGCGGGAUGCGUUAUCGCUGUGGACGCACUGGUUGCGUAGUAUCGAGUUCGAGUCGUACUCCGGGGUUCCAGCGGUGCGUGUCGGCGCGGGGGUCAGUACCGUGUCUGUAUACGAAGCAGCGGCGGCGGUUGGGCGCGUGGUGGUGGGGGGUGAGCAGCCGAGUGUUGGGUUCGCGGGCGGGUAUGUAGCCGGUGGAGGACAUAGUCCGCUCACGAGCAGGUACGGGAUGGCUGCGGACCAGGUGCUCGAGAUGACGGUGGUUACGGCGGACGGCGUUGUGCGGCGCUGCGCAAGGGAUGAGAAUGGGGAGCUGUUCUGGGCGCUGAGGGGCGGGGGCGGCGGGGUAUUUGCCGUGGUCGUCGAGGUCGUUGUUAAGACGCAUGCGGAUGGCAUGGUUACCACCAUGCCGCUGCAGUUUGCGACCGAGGACACGGAGGCGUUCUGGGCGGCCGUACGGCAGUUCUUUGCACUCACGCCACGGCUGGGUGCGCUGGGCGUGUACAGCUACAACAACAUCAUGCCGGGUAGCUUCUCCUCGACGCCAGUGCUGGCGCCGAACAUGAGCGCGGCGGGGCUCUACACCGAGCUCGCGCCGCUAUACGCCACGCUGCGGGAACACAACAUCACGUACUCCGCCAACGCGACGGAGUACCCGCGCUUCCUCGACGCCUGGCGGAACUCCUUCCCGACCGAAGUCGCGGGAAUAAUGUCCGGCAGCGUGUCGCGGCUGGUGCCGACGGCCGUGCUCACGAACUCCACGACACUAGAUACGUUCAUGGACGCGUAUCGCGCGGCCACCGACGAGCUGUACUACUUCGCCGUGUUUGGCAUUUCGCCGCCACCCGGCAGCGAGGGUGAACAGGGCAACGCGGUCAAUCCCGCCUGGAGGAGGGCCGGAAUGCAUAUCCUCGCGGGCUACCUCAUUCCCGAGAACUCGACGGAGCACCAGGUCGUAAAGCAGAGGGACUGGGCGAAUGAGGUGUUUCAGCCCGUGCGCGACGCGACGAAGGGCGCGGGAUGUUAUCAGUCCGAAGCGGCACUCACGGAGCCGGACUGGCAGACUGCGUUCCAUGGGACGAACUAUGAACGCCUGCUGCAGGUUAAGCAUACGUGGGAUCCGACGGGAUUGUUUUAUGCGACGAAGGGAGUGGGGAGCGAGGAGUGGGAAGUGGAGGAUGGGAGGUUGUGUCAAGUUUGAUGUGAGGUGUAGACAGGUGCUAGAGUGGG
Messenger RNA from Tricharina praecox, 1962 nucleotides. RefSeq names its product FAD binding domain-containing protein. Gene Ontology annotation, molecular function: oxidoreductase activity; FAD binding. The transcript has 2 exons. Bases 260 to 1933 code for a protein of 557 amino acids. NCBI's taxonomy places the organism in Eukaryota, Fungi, Ascomycota, Pezizomycetes, Pezizales, Pyronemataceae. The record is from RefSeq and is a predicted model, not a curated record.